AUGGGUGGAGGUCAUAUAAUAUCUAGUCAGUUAGCCAAUCAUAAUUGGCCAUGUCCACAUGAUUGCGGCCGUAGCUACAAGCAUAAACAUUCAUUAGCUAACCAUUUAAAAUAUGAGUGCGGAGUACAGCCACAAUUUUUUCGCAAGAAUUGCACCCGUUCAUUCAAACUUAAACAUCAUCUGAAGAAACAUACAAUGAGUUGCAAUAAUAUUCCACCCGAGUUUAGUUGUCCGAUUUGUAAUAAACUCUUCAGGCAAAAAUGGGAUCUGAAAACGCAUAUGGGAUGCGUUCACAAAGUUAUCAAUAAAAUAAAACAUAGGUACUCUGAAUUUGAUAGUCACUUUUUCAAUCAUAAAUGGCCAUGUCCACAAAAUUGCGGUCGUAGCUACAAAAACAAACACUCAUUAGCAAGCCAUUUGAAAUAUGAGUGCGGAGUUCAACCACAAUUUAUUUGCAAGAACUGCACCCGUACAUUCAAACUCAAACAUCAUCUAAAGAGCCAUACAAUGAGUUGCGAUAAUGUACCACCAGAGUUUAGUUGUCCAUUUUGUAAUAAGCUCUUCAGGCAAAAAGUACAUCUAAAAACGCAUAUUGGAUGCGUGCACAAAGUCAUCAACAUUUAACAUUUUAACGUCAAAUCUAUUUAGAACAUAGUGGGAAACUGCUAUGGCAUGAUUGGAUUUUAUAAUAACUGUCAAGUUUCAUCCCACAUCGAGCAAUAGUAAAGGUACCUAGAUUACAUACAUUAUAACAAAGAUACAAGUAAAAAGAAAAUUACUUCUGAAAAGAAAAGUCACUUAUCAAUUUAAUUUUAUAUAAAUAAACUCUGUAUAUCAUAACGGCUACAGUUUAUUUGCGCUCCCAGAGUGGUACAUUUGCACCACGAGGGAUGUGAAUAAAUGCGCCCGAAAAAUAAGGUACUACCUGCCAAUUUAUAGCUUAUAUGCGCCCGCCUAUUUUACAUACAAUGUUGCCGUUGUGAUUCACAAUAUAGAUUAGUUUUACCUUGGUAAAUAUUUAAAUUAAGUAGAUUAGUAGAUUAUAGUAUGAUCUACUAAUUGUGCAGUUAUUGUCAUAUUGACUAAUUGUUUUAAACCCAUAACCCAAAAUGUUGAAAAAAUUAGUCAAUAUGACAAUAACUUAUUAACAUUAAAUCCAGGAUUUCUAAGUUGAACAACACUUAAUUAAUUCACACUAAGUUUUAUUUACUGUAGUCAUAAUUCAUCUCACAUGAAAUAAUAUAAAUAUUUCAAAUUAAAAAAAAAAAAAUGUCGGAAAAUACCUAUAACAUAUAGUUAAGUACAUGCAAUUAUUAUAAAAAUUAAUACUAUUGAUUUUUUUCACACAUAUAUAAUAAAAAAAAAGUAUAUAAAAAAUACUUCAUAAUAAGUUAAUCCCUCUUAAUUUACCUAUAAGCAAUUUUUUUUAAAUAUUGUACUCUGUUUUUAUUUUUUGUUUCAUAUUCAGUCAAAGUUGUACAUGCAAAUUCUAUAGGUACAUUGCUUUUCAUUUCAUCUAGGUUUCACUGUUCCUUUAUUUUUUAAAUGAGUUUCCUCUUGAAUUAAUUUUAAAUUUUCAAUAACAUUUGUAAUUUGAGGAUGAGGUGAAUAAAGUUCUAAAUUAAAAUGUUUGUAGAAAGACUCAGCAUAAUUUGUAGUUCGUGGUGCUUCAGAAGGAGGUUCAGCCCAUAUCGAUGGUGGAAAUUUACACCCAAUAAUAAUAUAAUUAUAUAAUAUAUAGUUUGAUAAUAUUGAUAAGAGUAUAACGUGUAAAUUAAAAAUAGUUAAAACGGGAAAAUAAUAUGUAUAAUAGUUUUAACUUUACAAGGUACUAAGUAUUAGUAUUAAGGUGAGUAGUAUUACUUAUAUUCCAAAAUACAGUUUGGCAACAUUGCAUGAGUUUAACACAUUUUUAUUAAAAAUAUUUUGGGCGCAAGUGGGUUGUAAAAAAGGUGUGAUGGGCGCAAAUGGUUUGCACCAAUUAUAACUAGAGCACAGUGCUAGUCAUUGCAGCAAUUGCAUAUUUUUUCUUUUUCGCAUUUUUAGAUUUUUGUCAGCAAUCUGUAUGAAUUAUAAAAGCUUGAAGAUACUGGCAAUUUUUGUUUUUGCAUAUUUUUUCAUAUUUAAGGGUUUUGCAUAUUAAACCGAAAAUCUAAAAAAAAAUGUAUAAAAUAUUAUGUUGUCAAGUAGAAAUAUUAAAAACAAUUUUGUUGGCAUUAACUAAUAAUUAAAGUAAAGAUAAGAUGAAUAAUUGAUUAUGAUAAAUGUUUGUGUCCAUCAAUAAUUUAUUUUGCUGUAUCAGUCAGUUAUUGACAUACCACUCAGUUAUGUUGUUUGUCAUUUAGUCCGUAAAUUGUGAAUAUGCCAAAAAUUAGUAGUUUGAUUUGCAACAAAAUUUGAGAAUGGAUUUCCUCAAAUAAAAACACUACGGUUACACUACAAACGGAAAAAUAGUAUUUUGAAACCCUUGUAGAAAAUCUAUUGUUUGUGAUUUUAAAAAUACAUUAAGUUGUUCAGAAAAAUGUACAACAUUAUUUUUUUCAUUAAAUAUUUGAGUUAUUAAUUAUUUAUUUUUUAGAUUCUGAGCGGAGUGAGGAAUGUAUUGGUUUUACAAUGAUGUUUAUUUCUUUUUUAUUCUUUAAACACUUUUUCUCCCCCUAAACUUGCACUCAAAAGUACAACUUUAGCAUAUUUUCUGAAAGGUAAUGUUCUUGAGCUGGUACUUUAAAGAGGUCAUUUUUCAAUUUUUGAAAGAAUACUUGAAAUAAUAGCGGUUAAAGGAGAACAAAUGUACAACUUCACGAUUAUGUAGGUAAAAUAAAAUAAUUACGGCUUUGUUUAUCACCAUAGAAACGAAUAAAAUUAAAUAAAAAAGAUCCCCUCGUUCGCUCAGAAUCGUUUUUUAUCAAAUGCAAUCAUAUUGCAUUCAAAUCGAAUACCUACAAUAAAAUUAUACUAUCCUGUCCAAAGACCGAAGGGACGAUGGACAAACAUCCACCGCCGACAUGCGCCGACCUAUUUUUUUUUUAUUAUUAUUAUUAUUUUAUUUAUACAUUUUAGAUAAAUAAAAAAAAAAUUCUUGCAUAUUUUGAUACUUUAUAGUGCAUAAAAAUCUGAGAUCUAAUCAUAACUAUUAUCUGUUUACAUUUUAUUAGUAUGUUAAAAUUAAAUAUAAUAUGUAUGUACAGUAUUUGUCUAUUAAUAAAUAUAUUUUUAAAGGUAUUUAAAAAAAAAAAAUCAGUCCCCUCUUGGCUUCUUAUCUAUUUACCAAGUUCAGUUGAAUGUUUAAUAAUUACAAAUUGUGUAGAAAAAAUUGAAAUCUUUAACUGACAUAGGUAUAUCUUUGAAAUGUAAAAAAUAAAAUGUAAUAAUAGUAAUAAUACUACAUGUAAAGAAUUUAUUAUUAGAAAACUCAUUCUAAUAAUUAUCAAAUUAGUUUUACUAUUAGGUAUGGUGUCCACUAUUUGAUGUCUCUGUCAUUUUUAUUGGCAAUAACAUUAAUAACUAAUAAAUAAAUAAAAUGUUUAAAAAUUAAGUUAUACUAUUGAGAAUAUUAAUCUCAAUAUUUAUAUUUUUGUGUUUUUUUUUUUACAAUACAAAAAAAGUAUUUAGUAUUCUAUAAUAUUUAAUAAAUCAAAUUUAUUUAAAAUAUAACCUUUAUGAUAAAGCCCUAUUUUAGAUGGACAAUUAUUUGAAAAACAUGCUCAAAAAUUCAUCAAAUAUCUCUCAGUUGUCUAUAACUAUAUUUAAUAAUAUUUAAUAAUAUUCUAUAUCAUUCUAUAUUUUAUUAUCAUUAAGAUUUAAAUACUUUUUUGGACAUAAAAGGUGAUGUAUGUUUUCCUUGCUUACAAACCUUUUUAAUUCCAUUAUUUUAAUGCAAAUCAAAAUAAGUUGUGAUGACAUUAAUAAUUAUUAAUUGGUAAUACUAUAAUUAUAACUUAACACUAGUGUGAGAACUAUUACAGUUGUAUACUAUGUAAUAUUAUUUAAUGAUUUUGAGUAUUUAUUUUUUAAUUAAUAAAGUUAUAACUAUUUAUUUGAACAUACUUAGUGUCUAGUAUUCAAAAUAUUAUAAAAUUUUAAUUUAUGCAAUAAAUAAUUACAUACCUAUAUCAAAUGUAUUGAUAAAAUAUAAAAUAUAGAUAAUUAUUAUCUAUACUAACUAUUAAGGUUUUUAUAUAUUAUACAAUAUUAGCUGUAUUAUCUGGAUUAAAAUUAAUCUAUCUUAUUAUUUUCUAUUUUGCUUCAAACAAAAUAUACAAUGCAAAUAGGUACUGCAAUUACAAUGAAUAAAUAUAUGAUUUUCUAUUUCUUAGCAAUUCUGGUCCUAUUUUUUUAUGUAAUUACAAAAAAAAAAAAAUUGGAACAGAUUCAAUGAAUGCUUAAAAGGCAACUUUAAUAAAAUAUUAUUAAGGUUGGUAUUCAUCAUUAUGUGUGAACAUCAAAAAUAUGUUCAGAAUUAAGAAUACAAGUCAUAAUUGCAAAUCAUUAAAAACAUCUAAUAACUAUUGUAUUCCCAUAAUAUGUCAUAUUUUAUUAAUUAAAUAUAAUCUAUAUUCAAUAGAAACCGUAAAUAUAUACAAAAAAUACUUUUGUGAGUUAAAAUUAAAUUCAAGUGAAAACUAUGCUAUAGAAAUUUAUAGGGAUUAAAAAAAAGGUAAAAACACUGAAUUUUAAGAAUUUUAUAAGUACCUAUAAUUUUUAUUAAAAACGGUCAAGAUGAUUAGAAGUUACUUGAUUACAAUAGACCAGGAAAGAUAGUUGGAGUAAUUAUUGCUUCCUUCAUCCGAUUUAAAAAAAAAGUUGUAUACAUGCAUGAGCCCUUGGUUUUAACUAUUUUAUUUAUGCCUAUAGACUACCUCCACCCUCCUUUUAUGUCGGGCUGGAUUUGCCCCUGCUACAGAUGGAGAGAAGAAUUAUAUAUAUUACAAGCAAAGUAUAUAAUUUGUAUACUUGUAUAAUUUGUAAUAUCCAGACAUUGUAUAAAAUGUCCUUCAUAUAUUUGACAAUAUGUAGAUAAUAAUGUAUUUAAUCGUAAAGUAUAGUCAAAAUAUAAUAAAUAAUAUUUAUAUUAUAAGAAAAUAUAAUAAUAAUCGGUGUUGUGAUUUUAUACCAUUUGCAAAUUUCUUAUGAGAUGCUUAAAAAAUAGCAAAGUAAGCUAAAAAUGUGUUUCAUGAUAAAAAGAAUUCAAAUUAAAAAUUUUAUUUUGAUAGUUUUUGCAUAUUUUGUGAUUUUUAAAUUUUUAAUACUUUUUUUAGACUUUUUGCAUUUUUACCUGUUUUUGAGUCAAAAUCUGUCUUAUUUUGUGAAAUUAUAUUUUAGCAAAACAUGUUUUUAGAUUUUUGUUAAUUUAAUUAUCAAGUAAAUUAUAAAUGUAUAGAAUAAGUAAAUAGACCGAUUACGCUGAUGCAACACCAUACAAUUACAGCGAUAAUAUAUAGAUAUAAUAUACUAUUACGAUAAUUUCGCAUUAGAUAUCUGCUGGAUUUAUAGGGUUUUUUCUACUGUAAGAUUUCCUUUUUUUUUGCAUAUUUUAUUUGUAUUAAUGCAUAUUAAGCAAUAUUUAAGGUCAUAUUAUAGUGCAUAUAUCAGCAAUUAUAAAUGCUAUAAAAUCUCUACCUUGAUAAAAAUAUUUUUUAGUAUUUCCGAACAUAUCAUUAAUCAAGCAAAUACUAAAUUUAAUAAAAUUAAUAAAAAUUAAAAAUCUAUUGUAAAAAAAUAAUUAUCUAAUACCAGCCAAUGGCCACUGCGAAUAUAUAUUUUAUUUUUAUGUUACUUAUUAUCCGUAUCAUUUUGAUGUGCAUAGUCGCUCCUCUGCUUUGCACUUGCACUUUUGUAUUUUAAAUUUUUGUUCACAUGUACUUUGGUCGUAACACUGACCACCACUUCUCCUAAAUUGGUCUCGUUCUGUCCCUCAGAGUGAAAUUUUGGUCUGUGGCACAUCAGCGACUUGAAGAAAUCUUUCUUUGCAAAUUAUAAAUUGGUUAUUACUGACAAGUUGAAAGGUAGCUUUUCUUAAUUCAAUAAUGCUUUAUUGUAAGAAAUUUGAUAAGAACAAAUGAACAAACAUAAUAUUAACUAAUCCAAAUCUACAAAUUAUAAUCAAUGCUUAAUCUGGUUCUGGUAUUUUGACUAUAUGCACUUUACGGUUAAAUGUUAUAUUAUCUGUACUGCUGAGUAUACGAAGGCCAUUGUAUAAGAUACUCGGGCAUUGUAGAAAAUACUCAAAUUUUAUACUUUGCCUGUAACAUAUAUAUACAAAGAUCAUUAUAUGAUUAAUUUAUUAAUUAUUAUUUAUUUAUUUAUUUAUUAUAAAAUAUACAAGCCCAGCCCUUUGUACAAUUAAGUAGAUUAAUUAUCUAUAAAGUAGGAUAAACAAUAAAAUUAGUAACAUGAUAAUUUAUAACAUAGUAAAUAAAAAAAUAUAUAUAAAUACAUGUUUGUAUAAUUGUAUGUGUACAAUUAAAAGUUUAAAAGAUUAAAGUAAGGUCUGUGUUGGCGUGUGACAUAAAAUGUUUUAUGGGUUUACUGUUCAUGUAGUUGGUGGAACUGAAGGGUAAAUGGAACAUAGCAGUAGAGCGAAAGUACCAUUGGGGAACUUUAAAUGUAACUAGGAAAAGUAAGGUUGGUAAAUAACAAACAUUAGUCAGUAGGUCAUUUAAAAACUUGUUAUCAUUAUAAUGUUGGCGCUAUUAUAUUAAUAUGUUAUUAUAUAUUUACACUUGCCUAAUUAAAUACUUGCUAUUUUAUUUAUACUUAGACAGGUAAUAUUUGAUUACAUAGCUUAAGUAUGAAGGUAUAACAACAUGUGUACUAGGUAAGUAGUAAAGAUUAUGAUUUAUAUGUACUAAAUUUAAAUGGUUUAGAAUAGUGGAGAGCAUUUGCACAGAAUUCAAAGUAUACAGGUAAAUGAUUUAAUUAUUAGUCACUAUUUUGAUCUUUUUGGACUCCAGAAAACAACAUUCAGUUUAACUCAUUUAAUGAAAAUAAAAUUAGUAUCAUCUAAAUAGCAAUAAAUUGAAUAAGAUUUUUUUUAUUUUCUCGGUGAAUAUUUGUGAUUUUAAGAAAAAUGUCUCAUCACAGUAUUGUGUAACAUUGUAUCUGGAUUAAAUUAUCUUCAUAAUUUAUUAAUUAUUCUUAGUCACUUAAAAGACAGAAAAAAUAAUUAUAAAACUAUAAUUAUAAAAUGUUCAAUACAUAAUUUUUCUUGUUUUAUAAGCACCUAGAUUAGGUAUGUUACUUUCAUCAAUAUAAUUGAUGUUAUUUAAAAUUAAUAUCUAAGCUGAUAAAGUCAAUAUCACUUUUUCUGCCAAUAUAUGUUUCCAUUGGAUUGCAUAUCCCGUGAAAGGUAUAGAAAUGUAAACUCUGAAAAACUUAUAGCUCCUUCAAAUGUUUAAUUUAUUUAUAACUAUUAUUUGUCUUUAACUAAUUAAAGUGAUAACUCAUCAAUAAUUAGUGUGUAUGACUAGUUCAAAGUUACCUCUAUUAAAAUUAUUCUGCACUCAUCUUGAAAAACAUUCCUACUCAUCUAUGUUUGUUGCUGACAUAAAACUGAUUUGCUUGUAUAAGUUGCAAUUUUGUUUAAUAUUGAAUAUUUAAUUAUAACAUGUAUGUUAUAAAAAAUAAACAAAAUAAUAAUGUAAAAAAGUUCGUUUUUGGAUUAUUUAUUACAAUUAGCAUACUAGCAAAAUAUUGUUGGCAAGCUAAAGUUUGAAAACACCUGUUAUAAAGCUUUAUAAAAAAUAUUGACUCCAUUAACUAAUAUUUACAAGACAAUAAGAAACUAUAAUACAAAGUUUAACUGACUGUUAAUUAUUCAAAAUUAAUUAUUAAAAAAAACAUAAAUAUAUUCAUUAACAUCAUUGAAAUAUAUAUUAGUUUUACUAUCAGUUCUUUGAUAUACUUAUUAUCUAUAACUAACCAAUAGUAUUAAUGAGUUACUGAGGUUUCUUACUAAUACAUUGGUUCCAUUAAUUUUUCUAUUUUUAAAGAAAUAUCAUGACUAAUUGAUUUAUAAAUCUUCCAUUUUGGCAAUGCCCAGUGUUUUUAUAUCACAUAUUCACAUACCUAUCAUAAAAUGUUUGUAUUUAUUAUUUAAAAAUUAUUUAUAUAAAUAUCAAUCGGAUCAAUUAUUAAUAAAAUAUGAUAUUUAUGAAAAUUUUACUAAAAAUGUAUUUUGUUCUACAUUUCCUAUAAGAGAAUUCAGCUUUCUUAAUUUCAUGUUAAAAACAUGAAUAGAAUGAGGUAUAAAAAUUAAUUUAAUCUCCUAAAAUAUAUGGAAAAUUAUUUAAAUGCCAAUGUACAUGACUUUUUUGUAAAAUGAAAACUAUAAUAAAUAAUGAACUAAGGUUUAGCUUAGCUUUAAACAUUUAUUUAUGUGACAGAUACAUAUUUUUUAUCUAGUUAACAAGUAUAAUUUUAUCGUGUUUAAAAAUACUGUACUAUAAAUUAAACAUUUUGUAUAAAGAAGAAAUAAAUAACUUUGAUAUUAAAAUUACAUCUUUACUAAAAUAUUUAAAAUUUAUCUUGAUUCUUUAUUAAACCUGUUUUCAUUUAACACUGUUGCUUUUAGCUUUCUAUUGUGCUUUUUAUUUAAUGUAGUUAAUACCAUUUAUGUUAGUAUACUAUGAUUAUUUUUUUCACACAUUAUUUUUUUAUUAAAAUAUUAUUCAUAUUUGUAUAUAUAUAUAUAUAUUAAUUAAUUGUUAUUUUACUAAUUAUGUAUUUAACAAAGAGUAUAUUAUUUUGCUUAGAAUAUAUUUUGAUCAAGUAAUUAUUAGUUAACAAGUUUUUUUUUAUAAUUAGUGGAAAAGAACUUUUAGUAAAUAAAUACUUUUUUUAGGUUGUGGCUUAUUAAUGAAUUAUCUCUAAGAAAUUUUAUUUAUUCAAAAGAUGAUUUAGAACAAUACAUAAUUUUGCUGUAUAAUACAAUAAUAACAAAAUAAAUAUUUUAAUUUUCUGUUGUUAUUAACUUAGUAUUUAUUCAAUAGGAUCAAUGAUUGACUCCUUAUUCAAAGUGGAUGGCCAGUUUCCAUGUCCAAAAUGUGAAAAAUCAUAUGUCCAUUUAAGAAAUUUGCAUAGACAUUUGAAAAAUGAAUGUGGCAUCGAACCAUCUUAUCAAUGUCCUUGGUGUCCAAAAAAAUGUAGAUAUAACUUUACAUUGAAAUCUCAUAUUUUUGGUAAACAUUCAUCAACAUCAGCUAUGUCUAUAAUAUGAUUGUUAAACAUACUGAUCAUAUAGAAACAUUUAUAUAUUAUUUUAAUAAUAAAACAAUUUUAGAUUGGUACUAAUGAAUAAUAAUCAAUACUUGAGUGUUUUUUAAUAAAAUAUUUAUAUUAAGUCAUUAUUAGUUUUAAUCUUGGUGUAAUACAUAUUUAUUUUAUUUUAUUUUUAUCCUUCUAAUGUACUGAAAUGUGUAAUUAUCAUGAUUUGGGAUUUAUCUUGUGACUGAUUUAUUUUAACCUUUUAUAAUUAUAAUAGCUACACUUAUUGUCUAAUUUAACACUUUUGUAUAAUUAAUCAAUUUUAAAUAAAAAUACUUAAUAGAUAUGUUUA
This is a messenger RNA of Aphis gossypii (cotton aphid), 9556 nucleotides long. Its product is annotated as zinc finger protein 425-like. Bases 1 to 624 code for a protein of 207 amino acids. The record is from RefSeq and is a predicted model, not a curated record. NCBI's taxonomy places the organism in Eukaryota, Metazoa, Arthropoda, Insecta, Hemiptera, Aphididae. The transcript has 6 exons. Gene Ontology annotation, biological process: regulation of transcription by RNA polymerase II. Gene Ontology annotation, molecular function: DNA-binding transcription factor activity; RNA polymerase II cis-regulatory region sequence-specific DNA binding.